UCUAGUCACUGACUAACAGGAACAUGUUGUGACUAUUACAUGACACAUCCGCUCACUCCAGCCUUUAUACAUUACAUUUUUGCCCAAUAAACUAUAUAUAUAGAUUUGUUUUUCUUCUUGUUUACUUCUUUUGAUGUCAUUGUUCACUUUGAAACAAUGACAUUUCACUCUGGCCAAUCAGGAGCGAGCGUUCAUACUGUGAUUAUGAUGUCAUAAUGGGCCAGUGAGAGUUUCUAGACCACCCUGGUGACAUUUCUUUAGUUGGCGAGUAACUGAUCAGCGCUCUGCAGCCCUUGCUCAGUGCUCUGCCAAUUUUUCAUCUUUUUUACUUCGAUUUUUGUGAAAUUUUAGUGAAUUUACCUGUAAGUGUCUAUUUCUUAUAGAGGGAACAUGUAUAGAGAGUGAUACGUGGGUUUGGCUGGGGAUAUUGGUCUCAAACGCUUUUGUGCUAUAGGUUUUUAUGCUCCAAAUGACUAAUAAUCACAUUUCUGCUUUAUUAACAGUAAAAACAACGAUGGGUCAGAAAUAUGGAAAAGCCUGUAUCUCAUGCAUUCCAUUCAGGAAAAAGGUUCAACUUCCAGACGAGGAUAAUGAGACGGAUUCCUGUAGCCAAGUGAAUGUUACACCCGUGAAAAGACCAAACCCACUGGCUCGGAUAUGGAAAAAGAGAAAAACCAAGAAAUCGGUGAAGUUUGCAGAUUCUCUCAAAUCUGUAACUCCCAUUGAGAUUGUGAAUUCUGAGAGUGAAGAAGAGGAAAGGGAGACGAGAUCGGAAGAAGAGAAGAGAAGUCCUUCUAAUGUAAAUACAGAACAUUCCACCCUCCUUUAUCAUUCUAAUAUUAUGGGGGACUCGGGAAUCAAUGUAUCGAUUGCUCAAGAGAAAGAAAUCUCUCCAGUAAAGCUUGAAAUAGCAGAACAGUCCCAAAAGGAGACAGAAGUGGAGCUGAGUGAAGAUGUUCCUGAAAGUGUUUCUCCUGUUCCUUCAGCAACUGAAAGUGAAGAGAUUCCCUCAAAUGCCAAUGAGGAAGAUAAAAAGUCGCCUCCUGCUCUUAUUGAGAGGCCUUCUGAUGUUCCUUCUGAUGUUCCUUCUGAUGUUCCUUCUGAUGUUCCUUCUGAUGUUCCUUCGGAUGUUCCCUCUGCUGAGGCUGAAUUUAGACCUGAAGAUAGUAGUGCCGUCCCUCAAGCAGCAGACAGUGAAAAGCCCGUAGAGGAACGUUCAUGUGUGGAACACGAUAAUGAAGAAAAUGUGGAGAUAAAAGCUGAGAAGUCUUCAGCUGAUCCAAACCCACCAAACACGCCUCUAAGUGUCCCUGAUAGACUUGCAGCCAGUGGUCCUAUAGUGACAUCUCAGGGGCAGAAAGAACAUGAGGCAGAAUGUGAAGAAAUAUCAAAAGGAAUUCUCCAAAGUGUUCCUGCUCCCAGCCCAAGUAGCUCAUGGCAGCCUAUAGACUGUACAAGUGAUGAGCAGCCAUCUCGCGUUUCUAUUAGCCAUUUCCAACUAAGUGCUGUGCUGGGCCAAGGAGGUUUUGGAAAAGUGUAUCUGGGAAAAUACAAAGAAACAGGCAAACUGUUUGCCAUCAAGACCUUAAAAAAGCGAGAAAUGACUUCCUCAAUUAAAUUGAACAGUGCUCUGAUGGAGAAGGAGAUUCUUCUUUUGGCCAAACAAGAGCAACAUCCGUUCCUCACUGGAUUGUUUGCCUCGUUCCAAACAGAGCAUCACGUUUGCCUCGCCAUGGAUUUAGCGGCUGGAGGCGAUUUAACAAAAGUCAUUGAUCAUCCGGAAUUCAACUAUAAAGCAGCAAUAUUUUACUCUUCGUGCAUUGUUCUGGGCUUGGAAUUCCUCCAUGAACACAACGUCAUUCAUAGAGAUUUAAAGCUUGACAAUGUCCUCUUGGAUGCAUCCGGAUAUAUAAAAAUCACAGACUUUGGCCUUUGCAAAAAAGGAAUGGGCGUUGGAGUCUUAACCACAAGCCCUGCUGGAACUCCUUAUUAUACUGCUCCAGAGAUAUUGAAAUGGGAGCCCUAUGGAAGAGCAGUAGACUGGUGGUCUGUAGGAGUGAUGCUUUAUUACAUGGUGCUUCACAGGUUCCCCUUGAUCAUAUCAGACGCCCCUGUCUGUGAGAUCAUUCCCCUUUAA
This is a messenger RNA of Xenopus laevis (African clawed frog), 2137 nucleotides long. Its product is annotated as serine/threonine-protein kinase N2-like. The record is from RefSeq and is a predicted model, not a curated record. The transcript has 16 exons. The coding region runs from base 461 to 2137 and encodes 558 amino acids. Lineage: Eukaryota; Metazoa; Chordata; Amphibia; Anura; Pipidae.